This is a messenger RNA of Trichomycterus rosablanca, 1014 nucleotides long. It is a transcript of the gene gpr141, whose product is annotated as probable G-protein coupled receptor 141. The record is from RefSeq and is a predicted model, not a curated record. Gene Ontology annotation, molecular function: oxysterol binding; G protein-coupled receptor activity. Gene Ontology annotation, cellular component: membrane. Lineage: Eukaryota; Metazoa; Chordata; Actinopteri; Siluriformes; Trichomycteridae. Gene Ontology annotation, biological process: G protein-coupled receptor signaling pathway. The transcript has a single exon. Bases 1 to 870 code for a protein of 289 amino acids.
AUGUCAUGCAGUGCUACGCUGCUCAACAACACCACCGAACCCUUUGCAAAGUCACCCUAUCGGAUUGCCUUGGUCAUCAUCUACACUGUGGUGCUUGUUGGGGGCAGUGUGGGUCUAGGUCUUAUGUUUGGAGUGCUGAAAUCAAACAUGCAUUCAUGGACCACCAUCGCCUUUGUGAACCUGAUUAUAGCUCACUUUAUCUUCCUGGUCUCUGUUCCAUUUCGCAUCCACUAUUACUUUAAAAACUGCUGGAAUCUAUCUGAACUUGUUUGUAAAUUGGUCAGUGCCAUGAUUCACCUUCACAUGCAUGUGGUAUUUAUCAUCUAUGUCAUCAUCUUUAUCAUUGCUUUUCUGCAUUACUAUAAGAAAGCAGAGCAAAUAGAGUUCCACCGUAAUCUUCAUGCUGUGGCAGUCAGCAUUGUGAUCUGGCUUGUCCUGCUAAUUGUUGCUCCCAUCAUCCUAUCUAAUUAUGGCAAUAAUACCAUCACGCCAAAUGUCUGCUUCAAGUUUGGAAAUGAAACAGGAAAUGUAGAUGUUUAUUGGUCUAACAUUGUUCUGUCGAGUAUUACAGUCCUAGUGUCCUUUAUUGUGAGCUGUGUACUUGCAAUCAUUCAGUACUCAAUGAUCAAGAAGCACGGACCAGCUUUAUUUGGACAGCAGGAGUUCUGGGCCCAGAUGAAGAAUGUCAGCCUUGCCCUUAUCAUCUUCAUUUGCUUAGUGCCGUAUCACCUGUUCCGGAUGUACUACCUAAAAAACCCUUCUAAAUUAGAGCAGGAUAAUGAGGUGUUUUUGGCCAUUACAACCUUCACCUGCUUUGACAUGUUGCUUGUUUUCGCAGGGAGGGGAAUAUGUCAGAGGUGUGGGUUUUAACAGCUGGAUAUGCUGCUCUUUGCAGUCAACUGCCUAAUUAUUUCAGAGAGGGGAGAGCAAUUGUUAGUUUACUGGAUGGCAUGGUUUUUAAAGUUUUCUCGAUCAAAGUGAGCAUCAAAAACUGUGCUUUGAUUAUGAAGGGCC